This is a messenger RNA of Balaenoptera musculus (blue whale), 3520 nucleotides long. RefSeq names its product calcium binding protein 39 like (gene CAB39L). The transcript is spliced from 11 exons. The record is from RefSeq and is a predicted model, not a curated record. Lineage: Eukaryota; Metazoa; Chordata; Mammalia; Artiodactyla; Balaenopteridae. Gene Ontology annotation, biological process: intracellular signal transduction. Gene Ontology annotation, molecular function: protein serine/threonine kinase activator activity. Bases 361 to 1374 code for a protein of 337 amino acids.
CAGAACUCUCGGGUUGUCUCGCGCUCUCUGGCUGGACCAAUGGGGAUAUCCGCAGUCGAGAGGACGGCAUCGCUGGAGUGGUGGCUCAGCUGUUUCCUCUGGAUAUACAUCAAAUAUUGAGAAGAAAGAACAUCCAGAGCUAAAUGUUCUGUUUAAACCAGUAGUUGCUGCUCAGAAAAUAAAUAAAGAUGCAGACCCAAAGUCAGUGGUUUAUACGUUCUUCAUGCAAGAGCAUUGUAUUAAAGGAGAGAGUAAGCUGUGUUGAUCAGUGACUUUGGUGAAGGCUGAGAAAGUUGAAGAAAAUUUGCAGAUGAUACACAACUUCUAAGCAUUUCACAUUGGAAGAAGAGAUUUCUAUAGAUGAAAAAAAUGCCUUUGUUUAGUAAAUCACACAAAAAUCCAGCAGAAAUCGUGAAAAUUCUGAAAGACAACAUGGCCAUUUUGGAAAAGCAAGACAAAAAGACAGAUAAGGCUUCAGAAGAAGUGUCGAAAUCACUGCAAGCAAUGAAAGAAAUUCUGUGUGGAACAAGUGACAAGGAACCCCCAACAGAAGCUGUGGCUCAGCUAGCACAAGAACUCUACAGUAGUGGGCUGCUGGUGACACUGAUAGCCGACCUACAGCUGAUAGACUUUGAGGGAAAAAAAGAUGUGACCCAGAUAUUUAACAACAUCCUGAGACGACAGAUAGGCACUCGGAGUCCUACUGUGGAGUACAUUAGUGCUCAUCCUCAUAUCCUAUUUAUGCUCCUCAAAGGAUAUGAAACCCCACAGAUCGCCUUACGUUGUGGGAUUAUGCUGAGAGAAUGUAUUCGACAUGAACCGCUUGCCAAAAUCGUCCUCUUUUCUAAUCAAUUCAGAGAUUUCUUUAAGUAUGUGGAGUUGUCAACAUUUGAUAUUGCUUCAGACGCCUUUGCUACUUUUAAGGAUUUACUGACCAGACAUAAAAUAUUGGUAGCAGACUUCUUAGAACAAAAUUAUGACACUAUUUUUGAAGACUAUGAGAAAUUGCUCCAGUCUGAGAAUUAUGUGACUAAGAGACAAUCUUUAAAGCUGCUAGGUGAACUGAUCCUGGACCGGCACAACUUUGCCAUCAUGACAAAGUACAUCAGCAAGCCAGAGAACCUCAAACUGAUGAUGAACCUCCUCCGGGAUACAAGUCCCAACAUCCAGUUUGAAGCCUUUCACGUCUUUAAGGUGUUUGUGGCCAGUCCUCACAAAACACAGCCUAUUGUGGAGAUUCUACUAAAAAACCAACCCAAACUCAUCGAGUUUCUGAGCAGCUUCCAAAAAGAAAGGACGGACGAUGAGCAGUUCACUGAUGAGAAGAACUACUUGAUUAAACAGAUUCGAGACUUGAAGAAAACGGCGCCUUGAAGUCUCACCCAGUUUCCUGCCACCGUCACUGUCUCAUUUGUUCAGUUUGUACAAAACGUGUCAUUUCAAAAAGUAGUCAUUCUUGGGAAGGCUUUGGAGGUGGCUAUUUUCUUCUCAAUUCAUUGUUCAGGGUAGAUGGAUAUAAAUGUCUGAAAGAAAAAAAUUAAUUUAGAAUAAUAUAUUCAUCUUAAUCGAGUCUGUGAUUAUUUAUGUGAAAUCAGAGCCAUUGUUUUAGACAUUUAUAAAGCAAUUUUAACCCUUUCUUGAUGAAGGGCAACAAGGCUGUGGGCUUGCAGACCUGAGCCCUCAGUCACCACGAGCCACCAAGUAGUAGGAGCCCAAAGAAUGGGCGUCACUGAGUCCUCGAAGAGGAUUAAAUUCUCAGAGAACUGGGCAUGGGGGCAAGACACACGAAACUGUUUUGCCCAUCUGUACUUGGACAAACAAAUUUCUCAAGGCACCAAGAAAAUAAGAUCCAUGUUUUCAGUCAUUACGUAUUCUGUUCCCUGCCCAUAUCUUUUAACUGUAAUCAUUCAUUCCUAACUUCCUAGGGAAUUGAUGCCCACCUUUCUGCUUACUGCCCCACGUUCCACCCCAGUGGAUCUCCUCAGCAUGACCAACUCAUGGUACACGCACACACACACACUCCCCCACUCUGACCAGGUUAGCAUGGGACCAACUAAGUCCAAACAGAAUGGACUAACAAGGGUCACGGGUGUAGAGGACUCACGGGGUAGGACCUGCUCACGUGAGAACUUGGAACAGAUGGGUAAGAACCACAGCUCUAGCGACAGUCACUGCUGUUUUCCCACAGACUUCUGUCGGGCUAGUGAAUGUUUGGAAUAUUUUCAUUCAUGCUUCUCAUUAUGUGGGAAAAAAGUUUCAUGGUGAAAGUGUGUUUUAGAGUAGGAAUCAUUGCAUUGAGAUGCCUAGCGUGUGCAAAACCAUGGGUCCAGAGGGUUGCACAGGCCCUUUAUAAAUAAGGGAACGUUGCCGUUGGAAGCGCAAAUGAUUAAAUGCAUGAAAAAAAAAUCCUCAAAGGACUAAAAAUUUUUUUCACUUUAUUUCUAAUAAGCUAUCGUUCUAAUUUUACAUCAAAUUCCUUAGUGAAAAGGUAGAAAACCUUAUAAAAAUGUUGGUCUCAAAUACUCUCUUGCAUUACUAGGAUGGUUAAGGAAUUAAUUUGUGUGUUUUUUUAAAAGGCCAUGGUUUUGUUUUCAGACAUCAAGUGUAUAAAAACGGAAUUUUAAGCUAUAUUUACCAAGACAUUAAAGGUACAAUUGUUAAUCUGUAUUUUUUUCAUAAUUCUGUUUCCAAAUCAUGAGUUAUUGCCUUCCAUAGGAAUCUUCACUUUUUACAACAUUGGGUACUGUGUUCUUCAACCAGAUAUUUCUCCACCCAGAGAGGGAAAGAUCCCUCUCCAGGAUCAGUGCCCUUGUAGAUGUAGCAUCUGAAGAAUCACCCGGUGCGGUUUCAUCCUUCUUGGCCGUGUCUUUCCGUGCCCAGCGUCAGAUCCUGAGGCAGAUGCUGCAGGGCUUGCAGGACCUUCUUGCAGCAGCUCUGGCCAGUGCCGGGCCGUCUGAUGACCUUCAUUCUUCAGUCACUGAGGUCAGAUUAUUUUUAUAACAUUCCCUGACAGUCCAUAGUCUCUUCAAAUUUGACUUUUCUGAUUUUGUUUAUUUGUUUAAGAGAGAUGAGUGUAAAUAUUUUUUUUUAAAAAGAAGGCGGCGCAAUAAUGACCAUUGGAAAUGUAUUUCAUUGCUUAAAUACUGUUCCACACAUCGUGGGACACAUGGUUUCAGUUGGAAAGCAAGGCCUUGUUAUAAUUCUUUUUUGAUAAAUAAAACAUAUUUUAUUUCCUCUGAGCUUGAAUUAGCUCAUUCCUAGCAAUCCCUUAUCCUAGUUUAGUACCUCACAAACAAAACUAGUCUAAAAGGCAAUAAAUGAAGUAGCUGAGAUUUUGCUGUGAUACAAAUUUGUAGAUUAUUAACGUGAAAGAGGGAGCAAGAAGCUCACAGUUAAAAUAUGUUUGCAUAAAAGUCACUGUAAAUAUUGUGAGAAUUGCGUUUUGAAAAGGUCAUAAUUAAUAAGCUAUUUCAAAAACACACAUUUAAAUAAAGACUGACUAAAUGAAAAGGUGCCACAU